AUGGAAGAAAACAAAGUUCAGAUCGCUGUUUUAAAUCCCAAAUCCAUAACAAUGGGUCAGCUAUAUGGAGAAUUUGACCCAGUGUCACAUGAAUGGUCAGAUGGUGUCCUAGCAGUGAGCUUCAGAGCAUUUGCUUCUUCCCAAACUCCAGAUAGGAAGUGGCUGGUUUUUGAUGGACCAGUGGAUGCAGUAUGGAUUGAGAAUAUGAAUACUGUGCUUGAUGAUAAUAAAAAAUUGUGCCUCAUGAGUGGAGAGAUCAUCAAAAUGUCACAGCAAAUGAGCCUUAUUUUUGAACCUAUGGAUUUAGAAGUUGCUUCUCCUGCUACUGUUUCAAGGUGUGGUAUGGUCUAUAUGGAGCCCCAUAUGUUAGGCUGGAGACCGUUAAUGAUGUCUUGGUUAAAUACAAUGCAUUCGGGAAUCAGCUCUGUGCAUAAAGAAUUUACAAUAGGCCUGUUUGACAGAAUGGAACUGUCUCCUACUUCAGAUACAAACUUAAUUCGGUCACUAAUGAAUCUGAUGGACUGCAUGAUGGAUGAAUUUGCUGAUGAAGCCAAGGUUAAAGCUAUGAAUGACCAUGACAUUUUCUCCUGGCUUGAGGGUAUUUUUUUAUUUUCACUGAUAUGGUCUGUAGGAGCUAGCUGUAAGGAAGAUGAUCGACUGAAAUUUGACAAAGUUGUGCGAGAAAUGCUUAAUGGACCAAUUAGUGAGGAGAUAAGAGAACGAUACAAAUUGUUGAGCAGUAUUGAUCAACAGCCUUCAAAAGCUUUUACUGUCCCAUUUCCAACAGAAGGAACAAUUUAUGAUUAUCGUUUUGUCAAAAAGGGAGCCGGAAUUUGGGAACCCUGGGUGGAAACACUCAAAUCAGCUCCUCCUAUACGUCAGGAUAUGAUGUUUAAUGAAAUAAUUGUACCAACUCUGGAUACUGUUCGAUACAUGGCAUUGAUGGAAUUGUUGACAGUGCAUCAAAAACCUUCUAUAUUUGUGGGGCCAACAGGAACUGGAAAAAGUACCUAUAUUACUAAUUUUCUUUUAAAUAAUUUGAAUAAAGAAGUCUACAAGCCACUGCUCAUUAACUUUUCAGCACAAACUACAGCAGCUCAGACUCAGAAUAUUAUAAUGUCCAAGCUGGACAAACGGAGAAGAGGAAUUUUUGGACCUCCUCUUGGGAAAAGAAUGGUUGUAUUUGUAGAUGAUGUUAAUAUGCCAGCACGAGAGGUCUAUGGUGCUCAACCGCCUGUUGAAUUACUACGGCAGUGGUUAGAUCACUGGAAUUGGUAUGACCUUAAAGACUGCUCAAUGAUUAAAUUGGUAGAUGUUCAGAUUGUGUGUGCAAUGGGACCACCAGGUGGUGGUCGAAACCCAGUAACACCACGAUUCUUGCGACACUUCAAUACAGUUACCAUUCAUGAGUUUGAUGAUGAAUCCAUGUAUACAAUUUUUUCUAGAAUCUUAGACUGGCAUCUAACAGUGUGCUUUCCAUCACAAUACGUAGAACUGACUCCGCAAAUUAUUAAUGGAACCAUGCAUGUGUAUAAAGAAGCUAUGAAGAAUCUGCUUCCUACCCCAGCCAAAUCUCACUAUUUGUUCAAUCUCCGUGACUUUUCACGUGUUAUUCAAGGUGUUUGCCUGUCAAGGCCUGAAACAACAGAAUCUGCAGGAAUGAUAAAACGUCUCUGGGUUCAUGAGGUUCUUAGAGUGUAUCACGAUCGCUUGGUGGAUAAUUCUGACCGGGCUUGGCUUGUUGGAUUUAUCCAAGAAGUAGUGAAAAAUGACUUACAUGAAGACUUCCAUGAACUUUUCCAGAAUCUGGACUUCAACAAUGAUGGCAGAGUGGAAGAAGACGACUUACGUAGCUUAAUGUUUUGUGAUUUUCAUGACCCUAAGAGAAACGACACUAAAUACAGGGAGAUUAGUGAUGUGGAUCAAUUGAGAUUAGUUGUAGAGAGUCACCUUGAAGAGUUUAACAACAUGAGCAAAAAGCCAAUGCAGCUUGUCUUGUUCCGAUUUGCUAUAGAACAUAUUUGUAGAAUUUCUCGUAUUCUGAAACAGCCUCGCAGCCACGCCCUCCUUGUUGGUGUUGGAGGUAGUGGUCGACAAUCUCUUACUCGAUUAGCAGCCCAUAUGGCUGAAUACAACCUUUUUCAGGUUGAAAUAUCUAAAAGUUAUGGUAUCAAUGAGUGGCAUAAAGACUUAAAAGUCAUACUAAGAAAAUCUACUGAAGGGGAAAUGCAGGGAGUUUUCUUGUUCACAGAUACACAGAUUAAAAAGGAGUCAUUCUUAGAAGACAUUAACAACUUACUAAAUGCAGGUGAAGUGCCGAACCUCUUUGCAGUAGAUGAGAAACAAGAAAUUUGUGAACAAAUGCAUCAAGUAGAUCGCCAGCAGGACAGGACAAAACAGACAGAUGGCAGUCCUAUAGCUCUUUUUAACAUGUUUGUUGAUCGCUGUCGAGAUCAGCUUCAUAUAGUACUGGCAAUGAGUCCCAUUGGAGAUGCUUUCCGUAAUCGCCUUCGUAAAUUUCCAGCUCUUGUCAACUGCUGCACACUAGACUGGUUUCAGACAUGGCCUGAAGAUGCAUUAGAAGCUGUCGCCUCUCGCUUCUUGGAAGAUGUUGAAAUGUCUGAAGAAACUCGAAGUGGGUGUAUUGAUAUGUGUAAAAGCUUUCAUACAUCUACCAUUGUUUUAUCUGACUUAUACCAUGCAGAGCUUCAAAGACACAACUAUGUAACACCUACUUCAUACUUGGAAUUGAUUUCCACUUUUAAAAGUCUACUUGAAAAGAAACGCAGGAAGGUGAUGAAAAUGAAAAGAAGAUAUGAAGUUGGCUUGGAGAAACUGGACUCUGCUGCAUCUCAAGUAGCCUUGAUGCAGUCUGAGCUGGAGGCUCUGCAACCUCGGUUACGGGAAGCUAGCAAGCAGGUUGAUGAGAUGAUGGUCGUUAUUCAGAAAGAAUCUUUGGAAGUAGCGAAAACUGAAAAAGUUGUGAAAGCUGAUGAAGCAGUGGCAAAUGAGCAGGCUAUGGCUGCAAAAGCCAUUAAAGAUGAAUGUGAUGCUGACUUAGCACAAGCCAUGCCUUGUUUAGAAAGUGCUCUGGCUGCCCUUGACACUCUCACUGCGCAGGAUAUUACAGUGGUUAAGUCCAUGAAGAGUCCUCCUGCUGGUGUCAAGCUUGUAAUGGAAGCUAUAUGCAUCCUUAAAGGCAUCAAAGCAGAUAGGAUUCCCGAUCCAACAGGUUCUGGAAAAAAAAUUGAGGAUUUCUGGGGUCCUGCUAAGAGACUUCUGGGUGACAUAAGAUUUCUUCAGUCUCUUCAUGAGUAUGACAAGGAUAACAUUCCCCCAGCUUACAUGGCUAUCAUAAGAAAACAGUAUCUUACAAAUCCUGAGUUUGUACCAGACAAGAUUCGAAAUGCUUCCAUGGCAGCAGAGGGUCUGUGCAAAUGGGUCAUAGCCAUGGAGUUCUAUGAUACAGUGACAAAAAAUGUUGCACCUAAAAAGCUAAAGUUGAAUCAAGCUGAAGGAAAAUUAAAGAUUGCUAUGGAUGGUUUAAGAAAGAAACAAGCAGACCUGAAGGAGGUUCAAGAUAAAUUGGCUGUACUCCAACAGACACUGGAAUCCAAGAAACAGGAGAAGGCUGACUUGGAAAAUCAGGUUGACUUAUGCAGCAAAAAACUACAGCGAGCAGAACAAUUGAUUGGUGGCCUUGGGGGUGAGAAAACUCGCUGGCAUGAGACUGCUUUGGAGCUGGGAAGGCAGUACAUCAAUUUGACUGGAGAUAUACUUAUUUCGUCAGGAAUUGUAGCUUACCUAGGAGCCUUUACAUCCAGCUACAGACAAAUGCAAACCAAAGAAUGGGUAUUGCUAUGUAAAACAAAAAACAUUCCUUGUUCUGAUGAUUUUUCCUUAAUAAAUACCCUGGGAGAACCAGUGGAGAUCAGAGCUUGGAAUAUUGCUGGACUACCUUCUGACAUGUUUUCUGUUGAUAAUGGCAUCAUUAUCUCCAAUGCAAGAAGAUGGCCUCUGAUGGUAGAUCCUCAGGGUCAAGCAAAUAAAUGGAUAAAGAACAUGGAAAAAGCCAAUAGUUUGCAUAUAAUCAAACUCAGCGACCCUCAAUUUGUUACAACACUGGAAAAUUGCAUUCAGUUUGGCAGUCCUGUGCUACUGGAGAAUAUUGGAGAAGAACUUGAUCCUAUCCUAGAGCCGCUUUUGCUCAGACAGACAUUUAAGCAGUCAGGGACUAUGUGCAUUUGCCUUGGAGACUCCACUAUUGAGUAUGCUCCUGAAUUCCGCUUUUAUAUUACAACUAAGCUGAGAAAUCCACAUUAUCUUCCUGAAACAUCUGUUAAGGUAACAUUAUUGAACUUCAUGAUAACUUCAGAAGGAAUGCAGGAUCAGCUGCUUGGAAUUGUAGUUGCAAGAGAAAGGCCAGAUCUUGAAGAAGAAAAACAAGCCCUCAUCCUUCAAGGGGCUGAGAAUAAAAGGCAGCUAAAAGAAAUAGAAGACAAGAUUUUAGAAGUUCUUUCAGCCUCAGAAGGAAAUAUUUUGGAGGAUGAAACUGCUAUUAAGAUAUUGUCUUCUUCCAAAGUUCUGGCUAAUGACAUUUCUGAAAAGCAAGCUGUAGCUGAAGAGACAGAAAAGAAGAUUGAUGCUACUCGUAUGGGCUAUCGUCCUAUAGCUAUCCAUUCGUCGAUCUUGUUUUUUUCUAUUGCUGAUCUAGCCAACAUUGAGCCAAUGUACCAGUAUUCACUCAUGUGGUUUAUUAACCUUUUCAUCAUGUCUAUAGAUAAUUCAGAGCAAUCAGAAGUUUUACAAACAAGGUUGAAGAUUCUCAAGGAUCAUUUUACUUACUCACUUUAUGUCAAUGUCUGUCGCUCCCUCUUUGAAAAGGACAAGCUGCUCUUCUCUUUUUGUCUAACUGUGAAUCUCCUGAAAAAUGAAAGAUUGAUUACUGAGAAUGAGUGGAAAUUUCUGUUGACUGGAGGCAUAGGUUUGGACAAUCCCUUUCCUAAUCCAUGUACCUGGCUUCCUCCAAAAUCAUGGGAUGAAAUUUGUCGACUGGAAGAUUUGCCAAGCUUCACAAACAUUAGUAAGGAUUUUACACAACUGAAGGAUGAAUGGAAAUUGGUAUAUGACAGCUUGGUUCCCCAGCAUGAGGAUUUUCCUGCAGAGUGGCAACACAAGUUGGGGGAAUUCCAAAGGAUGCUCAUCAUUCGCUGCCUGAGACCUGACAAAAUAAUACCAAUGGUGCAGGAAUUUAUCAUUCAUAACCUGGGACGUCCAUUUAUUGAACCACCUCCAUUUGAUUUGUCAAAAGCAUUUUCUGAUAGUCACUCUUGUGUACCACUGAUAUUUAUUCUUUCUCCUGGUGCCGACCCCAUGGCAGCCCUUGUUAAGUUUGCUGAUGAUCAGGGAUACGGUGGUACAAAGCUUAAGUCUCUGUCGCUUGGUCAAGGCCAAGGCCCAAUAGCCAUGAAAAUGAUAGAGAAGGCAGUAAAGGAAGGAACAUGGAUAGUUCUGCAAAAUUGCCAUCUAGCAAGUUCAUGGAUGCCAAUACUGGAAAGAGUCUGUGAGGAGCUAAACCCUGAUACAACACAUCCAGAUUUCCGAAUUUGGCUCACCAGUUACCCAUCUGCCACUUUCCCGGUGUCUGUACUUCAGAAUGGAGUGAAGAUGACUAAUGAAGCACCAAAAGGUUUACGGGCCAAUAUAAUUCGGUCGUACCUGAUGGAUCCAAUAUCUGAUCCUGGCUUUUUUGACAGCUGCAGAAAACCGGCUGAGUUUAAGACAUUGCUGUACGGCCUCUGCUUCUUCCACGCGCUGGUGCAAGAAAGGCGGAAUUUUGGGCCGUUGGGUUGGAACAUUCCAUACGAGUUCAAUGAGACUGACCUGCGCAUCAGCGUGCAGCAGCUGCACAUCUUCCUCGACCAGUACGAGGAGGUGCCAUACGAUGCUCUUCGCUACAUGACUGGAGAAUGCAAUUAUGGCGGCAGAGUCACUGAUGAGUGGGAUCGGCGUACGCUCCGUAGUGUUCUAAACAUGUUCUUCUCCUCGGACAUCAUUACAAAUGUAGAUUAUAAAUUUGAUCCAAGUGGCCUUUAUUUUGCUCCUCCUGAAGGAGACUACCAAAGCUAUAUUGAAUAUACGAAGACACUUCCACUGAAUCCUUCCCCAGAGAUAUUUGGAAUGAACGCAAAUGCUGAUAUUACCAAGGAUCAGUCAGAAACACAACUGCUAUUUGAUAACAUUCUUCUUACACAGUCUCGGGCAUCUGGUGGUGGUGCAAAAUCCACUGAUGAAGUUGUUCGUGAAGUCACAGGUGACAUCCUGAGCAAACUUCCUCCAGAUUUUGACAUUGAAGCAGCAAUGAGAAGAUAUCCAACCACUUACACUCAAAGCAUGAAUACUGUGCUUGUCCAAGAGAUGGGACGCUUUAACAAGCUAUUGCAGACAAUACGGGACUCCUGUGUUAACAUCCAAAAAGCAAUAAAGGGCCUAGUAGUGAUGUCUGCUGAACUGGAAGAAGUGGUAAACAGCAUUCUGAAAGGCAAAAUUCCAGGACUAUGGAUGAGUAAGUCUUAUCCAAGCCUCAAGCCUCUGGGCAGCUAUGUGACUGACUUCCUUAAUAGACUCAAGUUCUUACAGCUGUGGUAUGAAAAUGGAACUCCACCAGUCUUCUGGAUCUCAGGAUUCUUCUUCACUCAAGCAUUCUUAACAGGUGCCCAGCAGAACUAUGCUAGAAAAUACACCAUUCCAAUAGACCUACUGGAAUUUGACUAUGAAGUGCUGGAAGAUAAGGAAUAUGAAAUUGCUCCUGAGGAUGGGGUCUACGUUCAGGGAUUGUUCUUGGAUGGAGCACGCUGGAACAGGCACACUAAAAAGCUGGGAGAAUCUCAUCCAAAAAUCCUCUACGAUACAGUACCUGUGAUCUGGCUAAAGCCGUGUAAGAGAGCAGACAUUCCACAGCGACCAAGUUACCUGGCCCCAGUGUACAAGACCAGCGAGAGAAGAGGGAUCCUGUCAACUACAGGGCAUUCCACCAACUUUGUCAUCGCGAUGACUCUCCCUUCAGACAAACCGCAAGAACACUGGAUCAGACGGGGUGUGGCUUUACUAUGUCAGCUUAACUCAUAA
Molecule: messenger RNA, 7128 nt
Organism: Balearica regulorum gibbericeps (East African grey crowned-crane)
Lineage: Eukaryota; Metazoa; Chordata; Aves; Gruiformes; Gruidae
Source: RefSeq, a predicted model, not a curated record